GAGGCAUGCAUAUCAACAGAAGAUUGUUUAUCGGUGUUUUGUUGUGCUGACGCAUCUAAUGGGGCUUCGGAGAUAAUCGGCCAUAUCCGGAAACUGUCGACGAUACCUUUAAUCCAACACCAGCCUAGUCUUCACAGCCAGCACCGCCAUCAUGCCCGGGGAGGACAAACCCCCACAGACCCGCCAGAGGAAGAAGAACAAAAAGUCCCGCUCCAAGGGGAAGAGCCCGAGCGCCGGUCCCGGUGUGGUAGGCUCCAUCGAGGACCAGGAUGACCUCCUCUUACCCCCAGUGGCCGCGCCUCCCCCUAAAAAGGAGGAUAAGCCCAAAGUGUCUGCGGCCAAAGUGGAGGAUGAGUCCUCCAUCGCUAUCUGCCUUCAGGUGCUGUUUCCCUACCUGCUGGCCGGGAUGGGCAUGGUGAUGGCCGGCCAGGUGCUGGACAAUGUUCAGGUGAGGGCAGGAAACAGUGAAGUGAGAAUGUGA
Notothenia coriiceps (black rockcod) is the source of this 481-nucleotide messenger RNA. Its product is annotated as solute carrier family 41 member 2-like. The record is from RefSeq and is a predicted model, not a curated record. Lineage: Eukaryota; Metazoa; Chordata; Actinopteri; Perciformes; Nototheniidae. Bases 152 to 481 code for a protein of 109 amino acids. The transcript has 2 exons.